This is a messenger RNA of Mustela lutreola (European mink), 5488 nucleotides long. It is a transcript of the gene TRPM8, whose product is annotated as transient receptor potential cation channel subfamily M member 8. The transcript is spliced from 24 exons. Gene Ontology annotation, cellular component: membrane. Bases 1 to 3282 code for a protein of 1093 amino acids. Lineage: Eukaryota; Metazoa; Chordata; Mammalia; Carnivora; Mustelidae. Gene Ontology annotation, biological process: calcium ion transmembrane transport. The record is from RefSeq and is a predicted model, not a curated record. Gene Ontology annotation, molecular function: ligand-gated calcium channel activity.
AUGUCCUUCGAGGGGGCCAGGCUCAGCAUGAGGAACAGAAGGAAUGGCACACUGGACAGCACCCGGACGCUGUACUCCAGCAUGUCUCGGAGCACCGACGUGUCCUACAGCGAAAGCGACUUGGUGAAUUUUAUUCAAGCAAAUUUUAAGAAACGGGAAUGUGUCUUCUUUACCAAAGAUUCCAAGGCCACGGACAAUGUGUGCAAGUGUGGCUAUGCCCAGAGCCAGCAUAUAGAAGGCACCCAGAUCAACCCAAAUGAGAAAUGGAGUUACAAGAAACACACCAAGGAAUUUCCGACGGAUGCCUUCGGGGAUAUUCAGUUUGAGACUCUGGGGAAGAAAGGGAAGUAUAUCCGCUUGUCCUGUGACACGGACGCGGAGACCCUCUAUGAGCUGCUGACCCAGCACUGGCACCUGAGAACUCCCAACCUUGUCAUUUCUGUGACUGGUGGUGCCAAGAACUUCGCCCUGAAGCCGCGCAUGCGCAAGAUCUUCAGCCGCCUCAUCUACAUCGCGCAGUCCAAAGGCGCCUGGAUUCUCACUGGAGGCACCCAUUAUGGCCUGAUGAAGUACAUUGGGGAGGUGGUGAGAGACAACACCAUCAGCAGGAAUUCAGAGGAGAACAUCGUUGCCAUUGGCAUAGCAGCUUGGGGCAUGGUCUCCAACAGGGACACCCUCCUCAGGAAUUGUGAUGCUGAGGGAUAUUUCUCAGCUCAGUACAUAAUGGAUGACUUCAAGAGAGACCCUCUCUAUAUCCUGGACAACAAUCACACUCAUCUGCUGCUCGUGGACAACGGGUGCCAUGGACAUCCUACAGUUGAAGCAAAACUUCGGAAUCAGCUGGAGAAGUACAUUUCUGAGCGCACUAUUCAAGAUUCCAACUAUGGUGGCAAGAUCCCCAUUGUGUGUUUCGCCCAAGGAGGUGGCAAAGAGACUUUGAAGGCCAUCAACACCUCCAUCAAAAGUAAAAUCCCUUGUGUGGUGGUGGAGGGCUCAGGGCAGAUUGCAGACGUGAUUGCGAGCCUGGUGGAGGUGGAGGAUGCCCUGACGUCAUCCGUGGUCAAGGAGAAGCUGGUGCGCUUCUUACCCCGCACGGUGUCCCGGCUGCCCGAGGAGGAGACUGAGAGUUGGAUCAAAUGGCUCAAAGAAAUUCUCGAAAGUUCUCACCUAUUAACAGUUAUUAAAAUGGAAGAAGCUGGGGAUGAAAUUGUGAGCAAUGCUAUUUCCUAUGCUUUGUAUAAAGCCUUUAGCACCAAUGAACAAGAUAAGGAUAACUGGAAUGGGCAGCUGAAGCUUCUGCUGGAGUGGAACCAACUGGACCUCGCUAGUGACGAGAUCUUCACCAAUGACCGCCGAUGGGAGUCUGCAGACCUUCAAGAAGUCAUGUUCACGGCUCUUAUAAAGGACAGACCCAAGUUUGUCCGCCUCUUUCUGGAGAACGGAUUGAACCUGCGGAAGUUUCUCACCAAUGACGUCCUCACUGAACUCUUCUCCAACCACUUCAGCACCCUUGUCUACCGGAACCUGCAGAUUGCCAAGAAUUCAUAUAAUGAUGCCCUCCUCACAUUUGUCUGGAAACUGGUGGCUAACUUUCGGAGAGGCUUCCGGAAGGAAGACAGAAGUAGCAGGGACGACAUAGAUGUAGAAUUUCACGACGUGUCUCCUAUCACUCGGCACCCAUUGCAAGCACUCUUCAUCUGGGCCAUUCUUCAGAACAAGAAGGAACUCUCCAAGGUCAUUUGGGAGCAGACCAGGGGCUGCACUCUGGCAGCCCUGGGAGCCAGCAAGCUUCUGAAGACUCUGGCCAAGGUGAAGAGUGACAUCAAUGCCGCAGGGGAGUCUGAGGAGUUGGCCAAUGAGUACGAGACCCGUGCAGUUGAGCUGUUCACAGAGUGCUACAGCAGCGACGAGGACCUGGCGGAGCAGCUGCUAGUGUACUCCUGUGAAGCCUGGGGCGGAAGCAAUUGCUUAGAGCUGGCGGUGGAGGCCACGGACCAGCACUUCAUCGCCCAGCCUGGGGUCCAGAAUUUUCUUUCCAAGCAAUGGUAUGGAGAGAUUUCCCGAGACACCAAGAACUGGAAGAUUAUCCUGUGUUUGUUCAUUAUCCCCUUGGUUGGCUGUGGCUUUGUAUCCUUUAGGAAGAAGCCCAUCGACAAGCACAAGAAGAUCCUUUGGUACUAUGUGGCCUUCUUCACCUCCCCGUUUGUGGUCUUUGCCUGGAACGUGGUCUUCUACAUUGCCUUCCUCCUGCUCUUUGCCUAUGUGCUGCUCAUGGAUUUUCACUCCGUACCACACUCCCCCGAGCUGGUCCUCUACGCACUGGUCUUUGUCCUGUUCUGUGAUGAAGUGAGACAGUGGUACAUGAAUGGGGUGAAUUAUUUUACUGAUCUGUGGAAUGUCAUGGACACACUUGGGCUUUUUUACUUCAUAGCAGGCAUUGUGUUUCGGCUCCACCCUUCUAAUAAAACCUCUCUGUAUUCCGGACGAGUCAUCUUUUGCCUGGAUUACAUUAUAUUCACUCUAAGGUUGAUCCACAUUUUCACUGUAAGCAGAAAUUUAGGACCCAAGAUUAUAAUGUUGCAGAGGAUGCUGGUUGACGUGUUCUUCUUCCUGUUCCUCUUUGCGGUGUGGAUGGUGGCUUUUGGCGUGGCCAGGCAAGGGAUCCUCAGGCAAAAUGAGCAUCGCUGGAGGUGGAUAUUCCGCUCAGUUAUCUACGAGCCCUAUCUGGCCAUGUUUGGCCAGGUGCCCAGUGACGUGGAUGGUACCACGUACGACUUCUCCCACUGCACCUUCACUGGGAAUGAGUCCAAGCCCCUGUGUGUGGAGCUAGAUGAGCACAAUCUGCCUCGCUUCCCCGAGUGGAUCACCAUCCCCCUGGUGUGCAUCUACAUGCUCUCCACUAACAUCUUGCUGGUCAACCUGCUCGUUGCCAUGUUUGGCUACACUGUGGGCACCGUCCAGGAGAACAACGACCAGGUCUGGAAGUUCCAGAGGUACUUCCUGGUGCAGGAGUAUUGCAACCGUCUGAACAUCCCCUUCCCCUUCGUGGUCUUCGCCUACUUCUACAUGGUGGUCAAGAAGUGCUUCGGGUGCUGCUGCAGGGAGGGAAACGCCGAGCCUUCCGCCUGCUGUUUCAGAAAUGAAGACAACGAGACUCUGGCGUGGGAGAGUGUCAUGAAAGAAAAUUACCUUGUCAAGAUCAACACGAAAGCCAAUGAUGCCUCGGAGGAAAUGAGGCAUCGCUUUAGACAGCUGGAUACAAAGGUGACAUCAGAAGUCUAGGUGGGAACAAGUCAAGGAAGGCUGAGGAAGAGCUCUGUUACUGACCACUCAGUGAGAACUAUUCAGGCCCUGGGUGUGCCCAGCAGAUGGUUUUCAUCGCCACAGUGUGCUCAAAUCUGAGAAACAGACAUGUGAUUGGUUUCACACGAGAAGAUGGAUGUGAAGGAAGAGCUUUUCCUGAGGGCUGCCCUGUUACUUCCUGAGUCUCGAUCACUCGUACUCGCUGUGGAUCAUUAUAGAGUGUGUUCCUGCACUCCCCUUCUUUCUUCACUUCUCCCGCUUCUGACCCAUGCGUAUUACAUCUCUCCUGGGAUUAAGAACCGGGUCAGACCUCUCCUCCCAUGCCACUGUUGUUUAGCGCAAUCACUUCUCUGCUCCUUCCCUUUGUGGAAUAUGUGACUAGUUAGUUUAAAGUCUGCCCAGUCAGGGCUGAUUCUGAACCACGGUGGAGCAAGAGGGCCCUGCUCUUCUCAGGAAAGACUAUUCUCACUUCUCAUUAUGCUUUUUAUUUAUCAGUGGAGGUGACACACCCGCAUCCUGUCUUCUCCCACUUCGCCAGGAGCUCUUAAAGAUGUGAAGAUGAAGAAUCACUCUGAAAUGGGACCUUGGGAGGCACCCCUGAUUUUGUAUUCAGGGGGUGCUCCUUUCUUCUCUUACUCAUUCUUUUCUCAGUAAAAAUAACCCAUGGAUAUUAUAGAAAAUUCAGACUACAUGGAAAAGUAGAAGGAGUAUAAAUAGUCCCACUAGUGGUUAAAGAUAAUCACUGCUAACAUUUUAGGGUGUGUUUCCAAAUCUAUUUUUUUCUAUGCAUAUUUUAUUUCUCCUAUAAGAUUUUACAUGAUGUCAUCAGACUACAUAUACAAUUUUGUAUAAGCCUUUUCACUUAGUAUUUUAUCAAGGAUGUUUUUGUUAUAUUCAUGGUCUUCUUAAACAUUAUAUUAAUGAUUCAACCUCCAGUGAUUUCCGUAGUGCAGGUCAUUGAAGGCUGUUUCCAGUAGGUUGGGGGGAUGAGCUUCUUGGUGCAUGCAUCUUUUUCUGCAUUUGGGAAAUUUUUCCAUAGCUAGACUCCUGGGAGUAGAUAUUGAUUAUCAAACCAUUUACAAGGCUUUUUCAUAAAUGUAUAGCAAAUAGGAAUUAUUAACUUAAGUCUAAGAUAAGAGGCUCUUGAACUUAGAACUCUUAACAUAAGGUAUUAUAUUUAAUCCUUCGCCUAGGCAGAAAUCAACAUGCUUACUUAAAUAUUUUUGUGAGAUGCGUGAACUUAGAACUCUUAACAUAAGGUAUUAUAUUUAAUCCUUAGUUUAGGCAGAAACCGACACGCUUACUUAAAUAUUUUUGGAAAUUGGAGGUAUUGGUUUAGAAUUGGGGAGAUCAUCUAGCUGAACACUUCUAGUCUCAGCUUUCUCUGGAAGGGGAGGUAGCUUUGCCUAAAAGAUGUGCUAGAAGAACAUAAGGCACUUUAAAUGUCCAUAAUUAGUUUUUCCAGCUUUGACUAGACUAUAAACUCAGUGGCUGAAGAAGGAAAUCUUGGAAGGAAGCUAUUAAAAGAUCAUCUAAUUAAAAAAACUACAAAAGCAUGAACCAAAAAAAGUGUUUUAUCAUUUUGUCUGGGCUUUAGUUAAAAUGAUUACUCACAACAUUCAUAAUGUUGGCAGGGAAUGAAUUCAUGGGAAUGAAUGUCUUUUUUACUUAAACCUUAUUAAUGGCUUAAAGGGGAAUCCUCUUCAAUAGGGUUGAGGAGCUCGUGGUUUCAGAUGCUGAAAGUAGAUGGAAUAAAAUUUAUAUGACAGAAAUUGCCAAUGAGUGGAAUUUUCAAAACUUCUCUGUUUGUGGGAGAAUGUUCCUUUUGUUUCAACUAGAGUAUCUGCCUUUUCUAAAGCCUCCAAGAAGAGUCCUAGGUUCUCUCCGUACUGCCUGGGAAAAAGAAAGUGUGUGGCAGUGUAUGUGUAAGGAGUCUCAGCCUCUUACUCUCAUUCAAAUAGUGAAUUUGAAUAAAGUCAGUAAAUAAAACUAUUUUCAGUUUGUCUCAUAAGACAAAAUUUAGCAUUAACUAUUGGCCGAUCCCCCUCAACCUGUUCGUCCAUACACUCCUAUCUCCAUUUGUCCGUGUUUUUGUUAGUUUAAGAAAAAGACCCACACACACCUUAGUAACAGCAGCACAAGAAGUUCUCCUGUUGACGAUAGUGAUGGAGAAACUGGCCCAUAC